AUGGCUUCCGAAGCUAGCAGCGCAGCGAGCCCGUCGCCGCCCGUCGCCAUUGUCUGCGUCGGCAUGGCAGGCUCCGGCAAGACGACGUUUAUGCAACGCAUCAACGCUUAUCUCCACGAAAAAGAAACCCCACCCUAUGUCAUGAACCUCGACCCGGCCGUCAUGUCGGUACCGUUUGAGUCGAAUAUUGACAUUCGCGACUCGGUCAACUACGAGGAGGUCAUGAAGCAGUACAACUUAGGGCCCAACGGUGGCAUCCUUACGUCGCUCAACCUCUUCGCUACCAAGGUCGAUCAGGUCGUGAACCUGCUAGAAAAGCGCACCAAGCCCGACCCCGAAAACCCGCAAAAACAGCCCAUUCACAACAUCCUCGUUGACACGCCCGGUCAAAUUGAAGUGUUUGUGUGGUCCGCCUCUGGCACUAUUCUCCUCGAAUCGCUGGCGUCGUCGUUUCCGACCGUCAUUGCCUACGUCAUCGACACGCCGCGCACGUCGUCGACGUCGACCUUUAUGAGCAACAUGCUGUACGCGUGCUCGAUCCUGUACAAGACCAAGCUGCCCAUGAUUCUCGUAUUCAACAAGACGGACGUCAAGGAUGCCGCGUUUGCCAAGGAGUGGAUGACAGACUUUGAAGCGUUCCAAGAGGCCCUCCGUCGCGACGAGGAGUCGGACGCGCUGGGCGGCGUCGAGGGCGGCGGCCACGGCGGCAGCGGGUAUAUGGGCAGCCUGCUCAACUCGAUGAGUCUGAUGCUCGAGGAAUUCUACGCGCACCUGAGCAUGGUGGGUGUCAGCGCGCGCAUGGGCACGGGUGUGGACGACUUUUUCGCGGCCGUCGAGGAGAAGCGUCAAGAGUUUCUACGCGACUACCAGCCGGAGCUGGAGCGCCGUCGCGUUGAGCGCGAGAGCCAGAAGAAGGUGGCGCGUGAUAAGGAGCUCGACAAAAUGAUGCAGGACAUGGCUGUGGGCGGUCAGGGCGGUGCGGCGGGGGAAGCCGUGGGCGACGAGGACAUGGAGAGCAGUGGCGAUGAUGAGGACUCGGGCGACGAGGCGGCCAAGAAGAGUCUACAGGAGCGCUACCAAGCGGCCAUGGGUGACAAUGAGGACUCGGUGCUGGCGGAUGCCAGUUUUGCGCAGUAUCUGCACAAGAAGAGGUAG
This is a messenger RNA of Beauveria bassiana ARSEF 2860, 1155 nucleotides long. RefSeq names its product XPA-binding protein. The coding region runs from base 1 to 1155 and encodes 384 amino acids. The record is from RefSeq and is a predicted model, not a curated record. Lineage: Eukaryota; Fungi; Ascomycota; Sordariomycetes; Hypocreales; Cordycipitaceae. Gene Ontology annotation, molecular function: GTPase activity. The transcript has 2 exons.